This is a messenger RNA of Rotaria sp. Silwood1, 594 nucleotides long. The record is from the annotation of a GenBank genome assembly. Lineage: Eukaryota; Metazoa; Rotifera; Eurotatoria; Philodinida; Philodinidae.
AUGGCUGUCCAAAGUGCAACAGAAGGAGCAGCAGAGGUUGGGAAAGCAGCAGUAACGACAGCUCUCCGAAGUGCAACAGCAGAAGCUGGGAAAACAGCGGGAAAGGCGGUUGUGCAAAGUGCAACAGGAGGAGCAGCAGAGGUUGGGAAAGCAGCCGUGACUAUCGCUGUCAAAAGUACAACAGAAGGAGCAGGAGAGAUUGGAAAAACAGCCGUAACGAUGACUGUCCAAAGUGCAACAGCACGAGCAGCAGAAGUUGGGAAAACAGCGGUGAAGACAGUUGUCCAAAGUGGAGCAGCAGGGGCAGCAAAUGUUGCAAGUAAAUCAAUGAAAACAGUUGUGGAAGGUACAACAGCAGCAGCAGCAGAGAUGAAUUCAUCAAUAUUUCUAAGUCAAAUGAAAUCAUCUUUAGAUCGAUUAGAUCGACGAAAUUUACGUUAUCAACGAGAAAAUAUUUUGAAAAAUCAACAUUAUCAAGAUUUAGUUGAUCGAUAUUAUCCAAAUUACCAAUUAUUUGAACCACUACAGAAUUAUAAUUUAAUCUUUAUACAUAAGCAGACAUCAACAGAAAUUUUAAAUCAUGUCAUAGGAUAG